This is a messenger RNA of Daucus carota subsp. sativus, 1106 nucleotides long. RefSeq names its product ras-related protein Rab11D. Gene Ontology annotation, biological process: vesicle-mediated transport. Gene Ontology annotation, cellular component: endosome. NCBI's taxonomy places the organism in Eukaryota, Viridiplantae, Streptophyta, Magnoliopsida, Apiales, Apiaceae. Bases 162 to 836 code for a protein of 224 amino acids. Gene Ontology annotation, molecular function: GTPase activity; GTP binding. The record is from RefSeq and is a predicted model, not a curated record. The transcript has 2 exons.
UAUGCUGAUCUAAAAAAAUUACAAAGUACAGCACUAGUCAAAGACAAUCAGAGUGCCGACAUCCCCCCUGAUUUAUCUCGCCUUUUCAUCUCCCCUGUUCUUCUUCUUACAAGCCUAUACAUACACACCCAUCUAACUAUACUUACAACUCCAAUCCAGACAUGAGUAGCGGUGGAUACGGCGAUGCAAGCCAGAAAAUGGACUAUGUUUUCAAGGUGGUGCUGAUUGGAGACUCCGCUGUGGGCAAGUCACAGCUGCUGGCUCGUUACGCACGCAAUGAUUUUAGCUUGGAUUCGAAAUCAACUAUUGGGGUCGAGUUUCAAGCGAGGACUCUUCUUAUUCAGGGCAAAUCUGUUAAGGCUCAGAUCUGGGACACUGCUGGUCAAGAGAGGUACAGAGCGGUAACGAGUGCAUAUUACAGAGGAGCUGUAGGAGCAAUGUUGGUUUACGAUAUAAGCAGACGCCAGACCUUUGAUCAUAUACCCCGAUGGCUCGAAGAGUUGCGUGGUCACGCUGACAAGAACAUUGUCAUUAUUCUUAUUGGAAACAAAAGUGAUCUUGAAGAGCAGCGUGCUGUACCAACUGAGGAUGCCAAAGAAUUUGCUGAAAAAGAAGGAUUGUUCUUUUUAGAGACCUCUGCGCUUGAAGCAAGAAAUGUGGAGGAUGCUUUCUUGACUGUUUUGACCGAGAUUUUCAACAUUGUGAAUAAGAACAAUCUUGUUGCUGAUGAGGACCAAAGUAACGGCAACGCUCCACCCCCAGCUGGCAAACAAAUUCUUGUUCCUGGCCCCGGUCAGAUAAUCCCACCUAAGAGAAGUAUGUGUUGCUAUUCUUAAUAUGUUUGCAGUUGAGGGUGAUAUCUGUUUGGAAGAUAACUCUCGUUAAACCUAUGUCUUCGGCUAGCAAAACCAUAUAGGAGGAGAUUUUUGACAUGUUUUGAAGUGAAAUUAUGGGAAAAUACAACAGCCAUGUGCGUGACCAUGUUUUUUCUUCCUUAUAAUUCUUCCUUGUCAUAUACUAUUAGUUAUUGUGAACAUCUGUUUGUCAGUCUCUCUUUAUUAUGAUGUAUAUUAGUUAAUAAUGAUAUUAUUGCAGAAUUUCGUAUA